Messenger RNA from Homarus americanus (American lobster), 3164 nucleotides. Its product is annotated as septin-9-like. The transcript has 9 exons. NCBI's taxonomy places the organism in Eukaryota, Metazoa, Arthropoda, Malacostraca, Decapoda, Nephropidae. Gene Ontology annotation, molecular function: GTPase activity; molecular adaptor activity; GTP binding. The coding region runs from base 457 to 1440 and encodes 327 amino acids. Gene Ontology annotation, biological process: cytoskeleton-dependent cytokinesis. Gene Ontology annotation, cellular component: septin complex; cell division site; microtubule cytoskeleton. The record is from RefSeq and is a predicted model, not a curated record.
GCCUCAGAGCUCAGACCUCACUUAGUCAGUUGUGGUGUGGCAGUGGUGGCGUCGACAGUGUUGUGUGGAGCCUCCUGUGACCGGUGAGGACCCGGCCAGUCCCCACGUGACACCUCUGGAGUAUUUACUAUAAAGCGACGCUGCACACUUAACCAUCAUCAGAUAGGCAGACAAAAGUCUGCACCACAAGAUGAUCUACCUGUGACAGCUCAGCCAGUAACUAGAAGUACACCGAGGCUUCGAUGCAACAAAUAUGACAUUCCUUCCAUGAACAUACUAAGUGAACGUUACUGUUGCACGAUAAUAGAUAAUUUCAAGUAAAACAGUGAUAAUAGAACAUUUACGGCAUCCAACAACAGUCAACUAUCUGCAGACGCCACUCUAUACCUUCCCUGCCCCCCUGCCAGUAGCCUGAACACAUACUAGGCUCCUCGUUGAACCUGGCGUGAGUGGAGGAUGCCUCAGGCCGGGCCGGGAGUGUCCCCUGCCGAGGGUGUGACCUAUGUUGGCAUCGACACCCUCCAGGAACAGACCAGACUCAAGGCUCUCCGCCGCGGCUACACAUUUAACCUUCUUGUUGUUGGUCGUAGUGGUCUGGGAAAAUCAACCCUUGUGAACACGCUUUUCAAGGCUUCAGUGUCCCGCAGGAAGUCUGGGUUAGAAGAACCAUUGCCCUCCACCACUGAGGUGAAAACUGAGAGUUCCUCUCUGAAUGAAGGCGGCGUCAGAUUAAACCUUACUAUCACAGACACUCCAGGAUUUGGCGAUCACAUAAAUAACGAAAAUUGCUGGGAACCAAUAGUGUCGUACAUUGAGGCUCAGUAUGCACGGUAUCUGGAGGAGGAGCAAAAGGUAAACCGGCUCCUGCAUAUCCCAGACUCUCGCAUCCACUGCUGUGUGUACUUCAUCCCUCCCACAGGCCACUCCUUGAGUUCCCUUGAUGUUGAGGUGCUGCAGCGACUUGACAAGAUUGCAAAUGUGGUGCCUGUAAUAGCCAAAUCCGACACCUUAACACUAGAAGAGAGAGUGGCAUUCAAGGAGAGGAUCCGUGCAGAUUUAUCCGACCAUGGAAUUAGAGUAUAUCCUCUCCUGGAAUAUGAAGACUCGGAUGAUGCUCAAGAAAACAGCAAAAUUAGGGAACGUCUACCAUUUGCAGUAGUUGGGAGCACUGCCUGGCAUGAAGUUCAUGGGAAGAAGUUACUUGGGCGUCGCUCCAACUGGGGUCUUGUUGAAGUUGAAAACAAAUCCCAUAAUGACUUUGCAUAUAUGAGGGACAUGCUUAUCAGGACACAUAUGCAGGACCUAAUCGGUUCUACAGCUGAACGACAUUAUGAGAACUUCAGAAGAUCCAGGUUGUUUUCAAAAGCCUCUACCAAAGCUCCCAUUGUCAAUGGUCAAGAUUCAAAUCAUAUGAAAAAUCUUAAUGAAUCAAAAAUAUAACCUUUACCUCUAUGUUUAGUGCUUCAUAUCAAAAUGUGACAGUAAGUUAAGACAUGUAUUCAAAAGACACGAAACUGUAUGUACAGUACAUUUAACAUGACGUAUCUCUUCCAUUUGAAUGUCAAUCAGUCGUCAGAGUCCAUGUACAGCGAUGUAAACCAUGAAGAAAAUAUAAUACUUUUUAAUAUUGGAUAAUUUAUAAUUUAUAAUUGAAAUUUCCCAUACUGUGUUGUACAGUACUGUAUCUAUACUAGAGAGACCACUGUUGUCAAACAGCAUUUUGAACAAAUGCACAGGAAAAAAUACAGAAUGAAUGAAUGUUCCCAAUGAAAGAUGAAAGCUCUUCUAGCCAGUGUGAUAUUAUAUUCAUAUUGUAAAUAAAAUACUGUACCAGUUCAUUAUCAGUCUAAAUAUACUCUUAUGUAAUAUUUGAAACAAGAUUUGGUUGAGAUUUUAAAACUAAAACCAAAAUAACUACAGUAGUAACAUUAAGCUUUACAGUGUGUUGGUCAGAUUGGAAUUGUUGGUACAGUCUACCAAGCCUACAUAGAUAUGUGGCAUUUGUCAUGUGAUUAAAAGAGGUUGUUUUUACAUGUUAUCUUACGAAUGAAAUGGUCUUUGAAAUCCAAAACUGCACUCUACCAAACACCGUAGAGCACGUCUCCCAGUUUAGUAGCUGGGACCAAGAUACAGUGCUGAACACUUGAAAUAUGGUGGAAGGAGCUUAACUAAAGAUGAUUAGUACAGUACUUAAUUAUUUAUACCCAAUGCAGUAUCAAGAUUUAGAAAUUACAGUAUACUUAAAAAUUAAGUGCCUAGAUUAUCAUUAGCAGGUGUUUUAAGUAUUAUAGUAUUUGAAUUGUAAGAUUUAUGACAAUUCAGAUAUUACUGUGAGAUGGAUUACCUUAAGACUUCUUACAAAAGUGCCUUUCAUGUCCUGGUUAGAUAUUCAUUCAAGGAAACUGUGAUGAUUUACCAGUACCAUUAUCUACAUGCCAGUCAUAAAUAGAAUUGACUCAAAAUACUAAAGUUAUUUCACAUGUCAUUACCUUCAUCCUUGCUUACGUGUUACAGGUUUUCAUAUUGGGGAUAUUUUCAUGUAUCCUCUAUGUAAAAUGUGUAUACAAAUUUAUGGCUGUUUGUGCAAAGACAAUUUCUCACAUCUCAACAAUAGUUAUUCUGCCUCUGAAUAUCAAAAUAGCUGCUUUUAUCAUUCUUCAACAGCAUCAUCUCUAAUUUGUGUCAGGAAAAACUUUUAGUUAUUGUUCGACUAAAUUUUUAAUUUAUAUGUUAUCGUUAAUUAAAAUGUAUAUAAGUAGUCCAGUGAAUAUAGAUUGUAUUGAAUUAUGUUUUCUGAAUUUUAGUUCUGUCAGUUUAACUUAUUUGCUCCAGCUCAACUAUACUGUGCACAAGUUGAUGGUAUUUAUUGAUUUUAUCUCAUUUUUUUAUGUUGUAUUUAAGGUAAUGUAUGAUACCAUUUAAUCAAUGGGAUUUUCUUUGAAAUAAUUUUCAAAUCAAAUCUGAAAAUUUCACAAAUAUUGUUAUAAAAUUGUUUUCCCUGAGACUUGUGAAAUAUAAAAUACUUGUGUUAAAGUUGAAGGAAAUACUUACACAGUACAUUAACUAAACAAUUAUUCUUGUUAAUAUGUUUGUUGAUUAUGGAUAUGUUUUUGUCAGGUUACAUUAUUGUUUUGUUUUCUUCAUUAAAACAAGUGAAACAUGAA